Messenger RNA from Morchella sextelata, 1659 nucleotides. RefSeq lists its product as uncharacterized. Lineage: Eukaryota; Fungi; Ascomycota; Pezizomycetes; Pezizales; Morchellaceae. Gene Ontology annotation, biological process: protein phosphorylation. The record is from RefSeq and is a predicted model, not a curated record. Bases 1 to 1659 code for a protein of 552 amino acids. The transcript is spliced from 6 exons. Gene Ontology annotation, molecular function: ATP binding; protein kinase activity.
AUGCAGACGCGCGACCACUACCUAUCUCUCAACCUCCCUGGCCAGCUCCGCGGCGGCUACCUCUUCGGUGACGAAGUCGGCUACGGCGGCUUCAGCGUUGUGCAUGCCUGCACGCACAUCAGAACGGGCAGAAGGUAUGCGGUGAAGGUCCUGUGGAUGGCCCAGUACACCGAUCCUCAAGACGCCGACGAUGUCAAGAACGAGGUGGCUCUGCUCAAGAGGGUUCGGAGCACCGGCGGCCCGUUCGUUAACAUUGUCGACGAGUUCCAGCAGGAGGGCUACUGGUAUAUCGUCAUGCGGCUUGCCGAUGGGGGGGACCUUGACCGGCACCUGUGUACCGGGCGUUAUUUUGAAGAACACGAGGUCGCAGACGUCAUGCUGGACGUAUUCACUGGGCUGCAGGUUCUUCACGAUGACCUAGGGGUUGCUCACCGGGACAUCAAACCGGAGAACAUCUUCCUGCGGACCCGCGGGCCCGCCGGUAACUGCGCCCUCAUCGGUGACUUCGGGCUCUCCAAGCCUUUCGACCAGGAGAACCCGGGCACCUCCUUUAACUUCUGGGUAGGGACACAGUGGUACUGGGCACCAGAGGUGUUCCGUAUCCCGUAUGGACCUGCUGCAGACAUCUGGGCCGCGGGUAUGGUCAUGUGGCGCCUGUUGGUCGGAGACUAUCCGGUCCCGGGCAUCACUAACCACCCCACCUCCUUGAAGGACGCCCAGUUCCAAGUGAACGUGCGGGCGCUGCGCGAGAACUGGCUAGACGCCUUGGCGGACAGUGCCAUGUACGUGAGCGAAGCUGGGUGGGAUUUCCUGCAGGGAAUCCUGCACAUCGAUGCUACGAAGCGGCUGACGGCAGAGCAGGCACUGGCACACGAGUUUCUCGUCACUGCCCGUGCUGCUCGCGACAGUGCCUAUCCGCCACCACCGCCCCCACCACCGCCCCCACCACCGCCCCCACCACCGCCCCAGCCCGCUGCACCCAGCCCCUCUCCGGCACCAACCAGCGCUGCCACUCCCACUCCCGCCUCUUCUCCAUCUCCUUCCCCAUCCGCGGCUACUAUAGUCGAGAGCUCCCAGAGCUCAUCCAACUUCCCUCCACCUAUCCAGGAGGGGGAGGAGGAGGUUGAGGAGGAGGAAGAGGAAGAGGAGGAGAAGGAGUACGAGUUUGAGGAGGAAGAGCAGGAAGAGUGCUAUAUCCCAGACGUCCCGGCCCCCAGGAGCCCGUCGACAAUCGCCGCGGAGGCCCUCUUGCUCCUAGCAGAGGCUCCAAGGGUGAAUGUCUCUUCUCCUCGCCGUGUGGUCUCGUCACCGCGUGCCAGAGUGGACCUGACCGCGCCUGUCCGCGACGACAGAACUGCAGUCCGAAAGCGCACGCGACGCCAGGUGACACCAAAGGUGCACCGGACGCGGGCUGUGGCUGCAAAGGAGGCGGGGAUCAUGGUUCCUGCAGCGGCGGUUCCACCGGCGGUGGUCGUGCCUUCUGCGCCAAAGGGCAGGAAGGCAGUCAAGCGCAAGGCUGCACCAAAGGGUAAGAAGGCUGUGCCUUCGAUUCCUCUGGUGCAGGGGAAGUCGGCGAGAGAGUUGAGGGCGGAGAGGAGGGCGGGUAGAGAGGUGGUCGUGGUGCCCAGAAGAGGGGGAGAUAGGGUCUCCAAGCGGUGA